CUUUAACACGCCGCCAUGCCAUCGAGUCCGUGCAUCCGGAUAGACGAAGAAUUGUCAAGUUCGAGAGUCAGAUGAGGAGGAGAUGAUUCAGAGCAGUUACCGCUUACAAUCACACGUGAUACACAAGAAGAAAAUUCUCCAACGCCACUUCCAACGUCCCUUCGUCCUUUUCUCGUCCCGCUCCUCCAGAGGUUCGUACGAGAAUGUCGGAUCUCUUGUGGACGAAGAAAUUCGGACUGAAAUGAGGAAAGAAAUUAAUCUUGCGCCGAGUGCAGGGAAGUGUAAUCGAGCCGAGCGUCUGUGUCUCACGCGGCGAGGGAAGCGUCUGGACUUUUAACUCCCUUAUCUCGCUGAUCAGUCUGCAUAAAGACAAUAAAAGAUGUUUCUGUGCACGCGCAGCGGGUCAGAAUACGCCAACCGCAUGUUGAUCACGUCGAUUUUGACUUAGCUUAGGCGACGAUGUCGAGGGAGAUGUUGUGCACCAAGAUAUGUGGAAUAAGGAUUAGAUUUUGAACCUGCUGACUUCGACCAAAUGAUUGGAUUAACUUAAUCAAGGAUUGAUUCAACCAGUGAAAUUGCUCGAGGCAGAAUUUUUAUUUCUGUAUGAAUCCAUGGUCCCUCAUCUCAUCUUUCUUCUUAUCUGUUUAACAAUGAAAGAUUGAUAAUUCUAUCUUUGUUAACAAAAUAAUACAGGAUGCUACUUGGAGACCAGUUGAAAUAUGAUACGCGAACUGCAGAUACAAAGAGCUGGCUUGAUUCUGCAAUUAAAAAAUAUGGAAAUAUUGUAACAAGAUCUUCUUCUCCUAUUUAUAAAAAAUUUAGAAAUUGGCAAAUAGAAUCUGAAAGGGAACGUUAUUGGGCUGCAUCUUGGUUGCUACCAACCGAAUCUAUUUCUAUUAUUAUAGUGGCUGUUUUGCUAAUGGUAUUAUUCAAACGAUGUCCUCGUACAGUAGCUACGAUUGUUACUGCAGUAAUCGGUAUGACUAUUAUAUUGAUAACUAUAUUAUCGCUUGAUCAGGAACCAGUUUAUACUUAAUGCAUUUAUACUAAAUAAUUAUUGAUUAUUAUAUCAUUAUAUAUAUUCCUUCCACAUUUAACUGAGUGUUCAAAACUAAUAUAUACAAGAAUUAUUGUAAUCAUAUAUAUUAUAUACAUUGAAUAAAUUGAUAUGUUACUUACUGUA
Messenger RNA from Pogonomyrmex barbatus (red harvester ant), 1183 nucleotides. RefSeq lists its product as uncharacterized. The record is from RefSeq and is a predicted model, not a curated record. NCBI's taxonomy places the organism in Eukaryota, Metazoa, Arthropoda, Insecta, Hymenoptera, Formicidae.